Molecule: messenger RNA, 723 nt
Organism: Rhagoletis zephyria (snowberry fruit fly)
Lineage: Eukaryota; Metazoa; Arthropoda; Insecta; Diptera; Tephritidae
Source: RefSeq, a predicted model, not a curated record
AUGUUCUCUCCUGAACUAGUACUCUCUUAUCCACCUUCAUUCUGUGACCUCAAUAUUCGAAAUCCCAAAGAUCAUUCUUAUUUUGGUUGGAGGGUUGAUGUACCCUACGAUUAUGGUGAUAAAACAGUACUUCAAGGUGGACCAUUAAAUCACCGCUAUAAGUUGAUCCAAUUCCAUGCACACUGGGGCAAAAACUGCUCUUGCGGUUCUGAACAUGUAAUCAACAAUAAACACUACUCUGCUGAGCUUCAUUUUGUUCACUGGAACUGUGAAAAGUUUAGCUCCGCUCGAGAAGCUGCGAUUAACAAGGAUGGGCUUGCAGUAGUUGCGGUGCUGCUCGAUGCAGUCGACGGGGAAAACUGUGCCAAACUAGAAUCUCUUGAAACAAUUUGCAAUAUGAUGACCAAAAUUAAGUACAAAGGAUCACCUGUACGUUCCAUUGAGAAGCCACUGAACAUUCUCGAGUUGUUGCCAGAAAAUCGUUCCUAUUACACCUACCUGGGUUCACUCACUACUCCCCCUCUUUGGGAAACUGUUACUUGGAUUGUUUUUGAGAAUCCAGUAAAGUGUCGACAAGAGCAGAUCAAUGCCUUUCGCCAGUUACUCUACUACCCACGAAAUGAGAUAGAAGGCCUGGAAGACAAGUACGAGGCAAAUGUAGAAGAGAACUUUAGACCAGUUCAGCCUCUAAACGGGCGAAAUGUGAUUUACGUCAAAAACUGA